AUGCUCUGCAAAUCGCUCGCGGCCGACUCGGCGAUCUCCGCCUUUGAUAUGUUGGCCAAAGUAAAAGCCGUAAAGCCGUACAGGCUCGUGGCGAUGGAUGCGCCAGACCCGCAAAAUACGAAAAUGGGUGGACGGUGGAGGUACGAGUAA
Molecule: messenger RNA, 150 nt
Organism: Emiliania huxleyi CCMP1516
Lineage: Eukaryota; Haptophyta; Isochrysidales; Noelaerhabdaceae
Exons: 3
Coding region: 1-150 (49 amino acids)
Source: RefSeq, a predicted model, not a curated record